Parascedosporium putredinis is the source of this 333-nucleotide messenger RNA. NCBI's taxonomy places the organism in Eukaryota, Fungi, Ascomycota, Sordariomycetes, Microascales, Microascaceae. The record is from the annotation of a GenBank genome assembly.
AUGAACAGCUCCACCUUCCAAGCCCGCGGCACCCUUGUCGGCGUGUACGUCAACAGGCAUAGACAUGAGACCGGCGGCAGUGGCGGCGCAGCAGCUGCCCUGGGCCUAGGGGCGGCGGUCGCGGUCGUGUUCAUGGCUGCAGAGGGAACGCCACAAGUGCUGGGGGAGGAAGUUGGCGAAAAUGAUGAGGUGUCGAUGUGCGGAUGGGGUGCCAGAGGGAUGUUUAGAACCUGCGAGGAGGGGACCCAGGAGCCGUCGGAUCGUCGGACGGCGCCUUCUCCCGAAUGGGGGAUGGUGUAUGGACGCCAGUUGUCGGAGCCUGGCAUUUUGUAG